CUGGUUAUAAGUGGGCAUUCAGAUUCGCACCAACUGCAUCCAUGUCCAAUUGCUUAUAAUCAAAUAAGACACAGCCUAAUAGUGUCUAUUCUCUUGAAUAGGAUAAAGAAUGGAAGUUCAGGAAACUGGAAAGAAACAGUAUCAUUUAGAAAGGCUGAAACCAUAUCUCUUGAGUAUAUUUACAUCUUUUUGUCAGGCUGGAUUCAACAUAAUCACUAAGGUUUGCUUAGAAAAUGGCAUGAGUCGUUUUGUCCUUGCUGCCUAUGGAUUUGCUAUCGCAGCUGUAAUUACAUCUCUUCUUACACUGCUUUUUCAAAGGAACAAAGUAAGAAAGCUCACUGUACCAAUCUGCCUAAAUAUCUCCCUGCUGGGUUUGCUAGGAGUUUCAGGUAAAAUAAUGCUCUUCACUGCUCUGGGAUACACUUCUGCAGCUUUUGCAGCUGCCUUGAUGAACUUAGCUCCACCAAUGACCUUUCUUUUGGCAACUGUAUGCAGGAUGGAGAAGUUAGACAUUGCCAAGCUAAGUGGCCAAGCGAAAAUUGGAGGAACUGCACUUGCAUUUGGUGGAGCCACACUCAUGACCCUGUACAAGGGUAUCACUGUGUUUUCAAUACAUUCUCCCCACGAUCAUCAAAAUGCUGCAUCAAAAGCUUUUUCAGAUAAGAACUUGAUGAAGGGUUCCCUCUUGCUUGUUGCCCAAAGCUUUAUAUCAGCAGUAUACUUCAUCUUACAGACCAAAACAAUAAAAGGAUAUCCAGCUCCUUUAGCUCUUACCGCAUUAACAAGAUUAGCAGCGACUCUAGUUGCAACAGUUAUAGCAGUAAUUAUAGACCAUGAAGCUUCAGCGUGGAGAUUGUCUUGGGACAUCACUCUUCUUGCUCCACUCUAUAAUGGCAUUAUGAUUCUUGGACUCACAGUUUAUGUACAAACAGUGGUGAUACAGUGCAAAGGUCCGGUCUUUAUGAUAGCGUUAAGGCCACUCACAGUAAUAAUUGUGGCCCCCAUGGGACUGCUAAUUUUAGGCGAGGCAUUGCAGCUGGGAGGGAUAAUUGGGGCUAUACUGAUAGUAAUUGGGUCGUAUGCAAUUUUAUGGGGAAAGAAAGUAGAGGAAAAGAGGUCUAUGGAGCCUCCAAUAUGUGAACAAGAUGUGGAGAUUAAAUCAGAAAAGUAAAGCUGACACUUGUUUAAUUACAUCAAUUUGGAGCAUAUAUGAAGCUUAUUUCUACCUCUCCUUUUUCUUUCACUCAGCUUAAAACAUUAGUAAGCAGAAAUAUAUAUUUAGCAAUCUUGCCUGAACUGGUACACAAUUAGAUAUCAGUACACAAUCCAAAGCAAUAAUCGUAUACUUGAUCUUUGAUAUGUAAAACAAGAAUAUAUUUAUCCAUCGAAUGGUAUAAGAAUUACAUCCAAGCUAUGUAACUGAGAAAGUGAACAAAUCCUGAAA
This is a messenger RNA of Ricinus communis (castor bean), 1444 nucleotides long. Its product is annotated as WAT1-related protein At5g07050. The record is from RefSeq and is a predicted model, not a curated record. NCBI's taxonomy places the organism in Eukaryota, Viridiplantae, Streptophyta, Magnoliopsida, Malpighiales, Euphorbiaceae. Gene Ontology annotation, molecular function: transmembrane transporter activity. The coding region runs from base 110 to 1171 and encodes 353 amino acids. The transcript has 7 exons. Gene Ontology annotation, cellular component: plasma membrane.